Molecule: messenger RNA, 3123 nt
Organism: Dicentrarchus labrax (European seabass)
Lineage: Eukaryota; Metazoa; Chordata; Actinopteri; Moronidae
Product: src substrate protein p85
Exons: 16
Coding region: 183-1805 (540 amino acids)
Biological process (GO): regulation of actin filament polymerization
Cellular component (GO): focal adhesion; cortical actin cytoskeleton; lamellipodium
Molecular function (GO): actin filament binding
Source: RefSeq, a predicted model, not a curated record
CGCUGGAUACUGGGAGAGCCGGAAGUGGAGCCGCGGAGUGAGACAGCUUCAGAUCCCAGUGAACGGUGCCGUGUUUCUGCCUCAGAGCUCGGGCUGUGAACGGGAGCUACAUCCACCGACCGGGAACACAGACAUCCAUUGAGAGUGCGGUCGGAGCGGUACGGUGCACGCGAGCAGUAAGAAUGUGGAAGGCAGCAGCAGGACAGUCGGUCAGUGUGGCUGUGAAUGACGAAGGGGACGACUGGGAGACUGACCCCGACUUUGAGAAUGACGUGUCGGAGAAGGAGCAGCGCUGGGGGGCCAAGACGGUGUCGGGCUCUGGACAUCAGGAGCACAUAGAUAUCCACCGGCUGCGUGAGACCGUGUCCACAGAGCACACCAGCCUGAAGCAGAAGGAGCUGGAGACCAUGCCCAAAGCCUCGCAUGGAUAUGGAGGGAAAUUUGGAGUGCAGCAGGACCGCAUGGACAAGUCUGCUGUGGGUCACGACUACCAGAGCAAGUUGUCCAAGCACUGUUCCCAGACGGACACCUCCAAGGGCUUUGGAGGGAAGUUUGGAGUGCAGGCUGACCGCGUCGACCAGUCAGCUGUUGGGUUCGAGUAUGCUGGGAAGACGGAGAAACACGCUUCGCAGAGAGACUACACCACUGGGUUUGGGGGGCGAUACGGAGUGCAGGCAGAUCGUGUCGACCAGAGCGCAAUGGGCUUCGAUUACCAGGGCAAAACCGAGAAACACGAGUCCCAGAAAGAUUAUGCCAAGGGCUUUGGCGGAAAGUUUGGCGUUGAGACCGACAAGGUGGACAAGAGCGCUGUGGGCUUCGAGUACCAGGGCAAAACGGAGAGGCACGAGUCACAGAAAGACUAUGUGAAAGGCUUCGGGGGAAAGUUUGGUGUGCAGACGGACAGACAGGAUAAAUCUGCACUGGGAUGGGACCACCAGGAGAAACUACAGCUCCACGAGUCCCAGAAAGACUAUAAGCGUGGGUUUGGAGGGCGGUAUGGGGUAGAGGUGGAGAAGCAGGACCAGUGUGCCCUGGGCUAUGAGCACAAGGAGAGCCUGGCCAAGCACGAGUCCCAGAAAGAUUAUUCGAAAGGAUUUGGAGGGAAGUUUGGAGUCCAGAAUGACCGUAUGGAUAAGAGCGCCGGGACUUUCGAUGAGGUGGAGAAGCCGAGCCCGUCUUACCAGAAAACCAAACCUGUGGAGGCCGCCGGCAGCAGCACGGGGAGCAUCAAGGCCCGCUUCGAGAACAUCGCCAAGCAGACGGAGGAGGAGGACAGGAAGAGGGCCGAGGAGGAGCGGGUGCGUCGGCAGGCCAAGGAGAAGCAGGAGCAAGAGGAGGCGCGUCGUAAAAUCGAAGCCACGCCCAAGGCCCCCUCCCCCGUCCCUGCUGCGGGUCCCAGCCCCACCCCCAGCCCCGCCCCCAGCCCGACUCCACCGGUCCAGCCAGCUGCUGCCCCGACAUACGAGAACACAGAGGAACCGACCUACGAAACUGCCGAGGAGAACGGAGAGCAGCUGUACGCGGCGGAGCCACAGAACCAGUACGCACAGCCGGAGGACCAGGAGCUGUACCAGACCCCCGAGGAGGCUGCGACAGGAGACGGCCAGCAGUACGAGUACGGCGAGGACCUCGGGGUGACGGCGGUGGCCCUGUACGACUACCAAGCAGCCGGCGACGACGAGAUAUCCUUCGACCCCGACGACAUCAUCACCAACAUCGAGAUGAUCGACGAGGGCUGGUGGCGAGGCGUGUGCAGAGGCGCCUACGGCCUGUUCCCGGCCAACUACGUGGAGGUUCGGCAAUGAUGACGCCCCCCGAGACCCGUGUCCCCGUCCCAGUGCAAAAAAACAAAAAAAACAAAAAAAAAGAGAGGGAGACAAUUUAAAAUCCUGUUUCUUUUUCACACUUCGGUCUUCGUUCUCUCUUCACCUCAUCUUACCGCUUCGACAUCCUCAGGUCUGCUGGCUGGCUUUUCCCUUUGCUCCCUUCUUCCAUCCCCCCUCCACCCAGAUUCACCCGUUUCCUUCCGUGCAGCAGAAGACAGGGAGGGAGGAGUCGUUCUCCUCAGAGAGCUCGUUACACUUUAAAGCUGCAGAAUGCGUCUGGCUGUGAGCGGGAGCUGCACGUAGAGUUCAGCUUCACACGCGUUAGAGUCUCACCAAAGACCAGAGUGACGAUGUACGCGUCCUGCUCGGGGGUGGUGGGGGGGGUUCAGGCUGCUCUCUGCUUCAGUAGCUCAACCUUAAUGUAAGCAGGAGCCGUUGAUCGCUGUGUUACCGUCCUGCACAUCCAGUCUGGACCAGAAAGCUGAUUUAACCCCUUCUGCUUCUUGGUCUGAACAUAAAGCUCGCUGUGUUGCACAGGAGUGUGUGUCGCCCCCCCUCCGAUUCAAGCUGCACUUUGGAAACUUUCGAGCUUCGUGUCGUACGAAUACGUUCUCCUUUUUCCGAUCAGUCGCAGGGUUGACUAUAAACGAUCAAUACUCACAGAGAAACGGGGCCAUAGUGUUGCACUACAGCUCAUAGUAUUAUUUUAAUCCUCUUUAACUGUCGCUCGGAAUCAUGUACAGAGAGAUCAUACGAUAGAGAGAUCAUACGAUAGAGAGAUCAUACGAUAGAGAGAUCAUACGAUAGAGAGAUCAUACGGUUGAGAAAUGAUAGAAAACGUAUUUUUGUUGCGUCACUGUGGGGUUUUUUUCGGGUGUGGACGAGACGUUUGUGUUCGUGUCUUGCUGAAUGCUCGUGGUGGGGUGGGGGGGGUUCUGUCAGAAUACGUCGGUACGCACACGCUAACAUCUCUCAUGACCAAACGACGCACGCUGACCUUCUGGAACCCCGCCAUUAAGGGGCGGGGCUUUGGUGGAUCCGACAAACACUAAUUAUUUCCUGACGGACGAGCAGCUCGUCUGUGGAUCGCAGUAGUGUAGCUGAAACAGGUGUGUGUGUGAGUGUGUGUGUGUGAGAGUGUGAGAGGGCUUUCAUUAAAUUCAUCUUUGGGGUUUUAUAAUAAAAGUGACCUUUUCAAAUGCAUUAUUUUUAUCUGUACUUCUGUUUGCUCGAGUCACAUCAUUACCUGCUUGUUCUCUUUUUUUUUUUAGUUUCAAUAAAUAAACUAUAAUGAUGA